AUGGCGUCGGCAAUAUCGAAACGCCAACAAGCGCGCAAUGAGCGCAUGCUCCAAGACCUCCUCCGCAACGUCCCCGGCAACGACCGCUGCGCAGACUGCACCGCCAAGAACCCAACCUGGGCGUCAUGGAAUCUAGGUAUGUUCUUAUGCGAGCGCUGCGGCGGCCUGCACCGCAAAUUAGGCACCCACGUCUCCAAAGUGAAGAGUUUGAGCAUGGACAGCUGGAGUGGCGAUCAGGUCGAGCAUAUGAAGAAAGUGGGGAAUGCCGAGGGGAAUCAGCGGUGGAAUCCUAAAGGUGUGCGGCCGGAUAUCCCUGUUGAUGUGGAUGAGGUUGAUGGCGCGAUUGAGAGGUUCAUCCGCCAGAAGUACGAGCAGAGGGCUUUUGUGCCGGGUGGCAUGGGUGCGGCUGCUGCGAGGGCGCCGGUGAGGCAGAAUACGGGGAGUACGGAGACGGGGUCGUGGAGCGAGGAGCCCCCGCCUUUGCCACCUAAGCCGGGCAAGAGGUUUGGAUUCUCCUUGAGGUCGGCGAGUUCGACCCUGCCAAAGGCGAGCAAGCAUGAUCGGAACUUUACGCCACCUCUAUCACCAACCUUUAGCGGGAAUGGGAAUGAUCGGUUUGAUCCGCCGAGUCCGCGGAAUGUCAAGGCUGGUAAUAAGCCGUCUCAGAUGUUUGGGAUGAAGAUUAUGGGCGUGGGAAAUAAUUUCGAUGCCAAGUUGGCGACGUUGAGAGAUAUGGGAUUCAGUGAUAGUAGACAAAACUCAGCGGUGCUGAAAGGUGCCAAUGGGAAUUUGGACAGGGCGGUCGAGACGCUUGUGCGGCAGGGUGAGGACAGUAAGCCUGCUACGCCCGGGCCGAGGAGCUUGACGCCUCUCAGUAUGGGUAGUCAGGGUGCGGCGGGGAUCACGUUUGAGAAGACGAGACAGGCGGAGAAGAAGGCCAAUAGUAAUCCUUGGGAGAUACGCGAGGAAGUGCCGCAGAGAUCGGCUACCCAGCCUGCACCUGAGCCGCCACGAUCACAGUCCGCUCAGCCGCAAUCGAACUCGUGGAAUCCUUUCCUGGCUCAAACGCAGCAGGCUCAACCACAGCAGCUCGUGGAUAGCUUCCAGAACCUGCAAAUGUCGCAAACUGGGCCUGCGCCACAGCAAUAUGCUCAAUCUGCUAUUUACGGACAGCAGGCGCAAAACAACCCCUUUCAGGCCGUCCAGGCGCCAAACCCAUGGGAUACAUCGAACAUGUCUCAGCAAAUACCGCAGCACUCGGCCACGGAUCCGACGUACGGACAACAGUACCAGCAGACACAGCAAUAUCAACAGCAACCAGCACAGCCACUUCGACCUCAACAGACCAGCAAUCCCUUCUUGCGACGAGCGGCGUCUCAGACAUUCGCGCCGAGUAAUCCUUGGGGUCAGAUACCGGCGCAGCCUCAGCAGCACCAAGUGGCGCCUGCUCAGCAGAGUGGUAACCCGUUCGGGCUUCCGCCUCUUCCACAGCAGCAGCAGCAGCAGCAGGUGCAGAAUGUGCUUCAGCAACCCGCAAUGCAGAGUCCGGCGCCUAUAUACGGAGGGCAGGAGUAUUUUGCCGGACAGCAAGCGCAGGCGCAAUCGCCGUGGCAACCCCAGCAGGUGCAGCCGCAGCAGACGGGCGUGAAUCCUUUCUUUCAACAGCAGCAGCCUCAGCAGUCUCAGCAGCAGAUGAUGAUGCCGCAGCAGACGGGCAUGCCACAGCAACACCAGUACCUUCAGCAACCACAGCAGCAGCCCGUAGCUCUUGCACAACAAGCAAUGGAACAACCUUGGACCUAUCACGAAGUCACUCCGCAACCUCAGCAGCGUAUGCAGAUGGAUAAGUCGUCGAUUCUCGGUUUGUAUGGUAUGCAAUCUUCUCUGCCACAGCAACAGCAGUCACUCCAGUCUAUCUCUGAGCAUGGAGGGAUGCAGGCCCCACAGCAGCAGCAGCAGGAGCAGCAGCAACAGCAGGGAUAUCUACCUCAGCAACCGCAGCAGCCGCAACAGCAACAGGCGUUCCAGCAACAGCCACAGCCACAACAGCAGCAGCAAGUACAACGCAGUGUUACAAUGCCCGCCACCAUGCAGCAGCAGCAAGUAAAUGGAGGUAACCCUUUCGGAGCCUUUGGCCAACAGCCACAGCAAGCUUUCCCGCAAGGACCGAGGCAUGUGAGUAAUGAGAGUGCGGCGUUUGUUGGGCUUGGUGGUGGUGGUGGGGUGGAUGGGAGGAAUAGUCCCGAUGCUUUUCGUGGGUUGAGUAGUAUGUAUGCGCGAUGA
Messenger RNA from Recurvomyces mirabilis, 2283 nucleotides. It is a transcript of the gene GTS1, whose product is annotated as Protein gts1. Gene Ontology annotation, cellular component: cytoplasm. The record is from RefSeq and is a predicted model, not a curated record. Bases 1 to 2283 code for a protein of 760 amino acids. Lineage: Eukaryota; Fungi; Ascomycota; Dothideomycetes; Mycosphaerellales; Teratosphaeriaceae. The transcript has a single exon. Gene Ontology annotation, molecular function: GTPase activator activity; protein binding.